Molecule: messenger RNA, 2627 nt
Organism: Octopus bimaculoides (California two-spot octopus)
Lineage: Eukaryota; Metazoa; Mollusca; Cephalopoda; Octopoda; Octopodidae
Product: caspase-3 pseudogene
Source: RefSeq, a predicted model, not a curated record
GCCCCACUGUGUUUACUCGUUGAUGCAUCCGAUUCCGGAGUUGGAGGUGUACUACAGCCGCUUGUUGACGGCAUAUGGCAACCGUUGUCUUUCUUUUGUAAGCGAUUAAAACCCGCGGAAACGAAAUACAGUACAUUCAGUCCGGAAUUAUUAGCGGCAUACCUGACCGUUGAGCAUUUCCGAGACAUGCUGGAAGGUACCACUUUUGCCAUAUAUACCGAUCACAAACCACUGGUAUAUGCAUUUAACACCAAGUCGGAUCGCCACUCGCCGAGAGAAAUCCGCCACCUCGACUUCAUAUCGUAGUACACGACGGAUAUACGUCACAUCAAAGGGACGACCAACGUAGCAGCCGAUGCACUUUCACGCACAGAUGUGUGUGCGUGUCUGUGCGCGCGCGCGCGUAUGUUUGUAUGUAUUUAUGUUUGUAUACAUGUGUAGGGGUAUAUCUGCGACAGCUAUACGCAUGGGACUAAAAAGCUUCCAGUAAUUUUUAGAAAAAUAUUUAGUGUCACUGAGAGCAUUCAGUUACAUAGCCAACUUGCCCAUCCCACUGACUGACCUAAAUGUAGUAACCUUUAUCAUUGGUCCAUUGGUAACCAGGGAUUUAUUAAGCAUGACAUCUCAUACACAAAUAUUCAGAAAACGUAAAAGAAAUAAAACGCGGAAGUAGUCUUGUGUUGAGUAGCGACUGUGGUAUCACAUACAAAUUCAGUGGAUUGUCUAUUUUAUUAUUAAGUUAUGUCUGGACAUUUUAUCAACGUUUAAGGUGUAAGUUUAAUAGAUGUGGAUAUUUUACUUUAUAAUGUAUUAACCUAUAUUUACUACUGUCUAUUGGAUAAUCGUUUGAGUUAUUCCCACCAUCUUGAUAUUUAUAAGGAAUACAAUUUGACUGCUAUUUCUGUGCUGAACAACGACAAAAACAGCACUAAUUUAUCGUCUAUUUCCGUUCCUUAACUGCUGUGAAAUUUUAAAGUCAACUUUCAGAACAAUGCACCGUUUGUUGUUCCCGUAAUACAUUUCCGCACCUUCAUACAUAUUCCGAUCAACAAUGGAUUACACAGAUGCACAAGUUAUAGAUGGUAUGUUUUUUAAAGAGAAAGAUCCCGAUUCACAACCUGAAGAUGUUGAAAUGAUGUCUGUUGAGGAAAGUGGCGAAUCUGUAAAUGCCAGAUAUGACAUGGAUCGUGAUAAAAAGAAUCUGGCUUUAAUAAUCAACAAUGAAACCUUCGACAAAUCGACUAAAAUGUCUAAACGACAAGGAUCCGAUAGAGAUGCAUCAGCAAUUAAACACACAUUGGAGUCAUUGCAUUUUCAGGUGAUUAACCGCAAGAAUUUAUCAGGGAAAAGCAUGAACCAAAUCUUUUUGGAUAUAUCCACGAGGGACCAUGGGAACCAUAACUGCUUCGUGUGUGUUAUAUUGACGCACGGUGAAGACGAUAGCCAGAUUUAUGGUACUGAUGGCAAAGUAAAUCUUAACGAUUUAGUGGAGAUGUUGCUUCCUGAUAAAUGCCCAGGUUUAAUAGGUAAGCCAAAACUAUUCUUCGUACAAGCUUGUCGGGGAACGAAAAUGGACAGCGGUGCAGUUAUGCACGAUGCUGAUACUUUUGCAAAAGUGGAAUAUCAAAAUGUCAAAUCCCACAAAGUACCACUUUGGGCCGACGUUCUUCUGGCUUAUUCCACUGUCCCUGGAUUUUAUUCCUGGAGAAACUCUACAAAUGGAUCGUGGUUUAUUCAGUCGUUAGCCCACAUUUUGGAAAAAUACGGAGACCGACUUGAACUGCAACAAUUAAUGCUUUCGGUAAAUCGCAAGGUUGCCUAUGAAUACGAGUCUAAUUCCAACCAUUCAUUUAUGAAUAAAAUGAAACAGGUUCCUUGCAUAGUAAGCAUGUUAACAAAAGAAGUAUACUUUUACAAGUAAAAUUUUCGUUUUUCGUUCGUUUUCCCCUCUCUCCUACGUGCUGUUGGUGAUCUUUGUCCUUCUCUGAACUUUUCUGUUUUACUUUCCGACGAAGAGCUAUGCUUGAAACGUCCAAAGCCCUCCUUUUUUUUUUUUUUAACCGAUCGCCAAAUGUGUUCCCUGUGCACGUCCUCUUGUUUGUUAUUGUUAUUUUCAUUGUUUUACGGUUCGAUUUGACGACGUGUGUGUGUGUGUAUGUGUGUACUUGAAAUUUCUACUCCGUUUUCUAUUCUGUAGUGAGAACAUGUUAUUUCGAAUCAUUAUAUAAAUUUUAUAUACUUUAAAAUUCUUUCAAAAAUAUAUGACAGUGAGUUAUGCAUCUGGUCCUUUCUAAACUUGUUACCAUCCUCCUUUUGAGCAACGAAAUCUGGUUCUAAACACGAUUAUACAAAGUUCAAGUACAGCAGGAAAAAGUAGCACUGCAUAUCACGCACCCGGACUUACAUUUUGCGUUAUAAAGUUGAUAAAAUAUUAAAUUUACUAAGGAAAAUUCCUAUCCUAAUUUUUUUGCUCUUCACAAACAUUUUCGUUGAAAUAAUUAAAAUGCUGUAAAAGUGAUAACAUUGAUAAAUUGGUUUUAUUUCUUUAUAUUAAUGGCAAAAAACUAUUAUUUUCGUGUUCAAUUGUUAUCUAAUGGACUUAUAAUAAAAUACAUUGAAACCAUCAA